AUGUCAACGAUGUUACAUCACAUUUGUUUUGUAUAAUUUAGAUUAGAUUAGGCGGACAAUCCGGCGACUUGUACUGGUGAAAAGUUAAUACAACAGUACAGUUCGGAUGUCCUGUAAAAUGUCGCGAGUGUUCAGAGAAAUAAUCAGAGCUCAUAAGGCCGGAAGUGCUUUGAAUGUGCGAGCGUUCUCCGUCAGCAGUGCUAACAACAGUGAUGAGUUCGACAUCGUCGUUGUCGGAGGCGGCAUCGUGGGGGCUGCCACCGCCCGAGAGCUUAAGCAAAGAUACCCCAAUUACAAAAUGGCUAUUGUUGAAAAAGAAGCUGACCUGGCGAGGCAUCAAAGUGGACAUAAUAGCGGCGUCUUACACGCUGGCAUCUACUACAAGCCAGGUUCUCUCAAGGCAAAAUUGUGUGUGGAAGGUCUUAACUUGGCAUACAAAUACUGUGACUCCAAGAAAAUUCCGUACAAGAAGGUCGGCAAACUCAUAGUUGCCUCCACCCCUGACGAAGUGGACAAGCUGCACGACUUGCACGAAAGAGGAAAGAAAAACAACGUGGCUGGUCUGGAACUUAUAAAGGGAGAAAGAUCAAUCAAAGCAAUAGAGCCGGUCUGUGAAGGACUGGAAGCCCUUUGGUCGCCCAAUACUGGGAUUGUGGACUGGGCUGUGGUUACAAAAAGCUACGGAGAAGACUUCAGGAAAGGUGGGGGUACCAUUCAUCUGAAUUUCGAAGUCAAUGGUUUCGAAGAGGCUAAAGACGGUGGGCACCCAGUCUUGAUUAAAUCCAAAUCUGGAAAGACCAUCAAGGCCAAAUACGUCCUUACUUGUGGAGGCUUGCAGUCAGACAAGCUAGCAGAAAUGUCUGGGUGUCCAAGAUCACCCAGAAUAGUACCCUUUAGAGGCGAAUACCUCCUACUCUCCCCUGAAAAGGCCCCCAUGGUUACUACUAACAUCUAUCCAGUCCCAGACCCUAGAUUUCCCUUCUUAGGGGUGCAUUUUACCCCCAGGAUGGACGGUAGCAUCUGGUUGGGUCCAAAUGCUGUUUUGGCCUUUAAACGAGAAGGAUACAAAUGGACUGAUAUUAAUAUAGGAGAACUUAUGGACGCUUUGCUGUAUCCUGGUUUUAGAAAAAUGGCUUUUAAGUACGUUCGCGCAGGUUUGCACGAAAUGGCAAAGUCUCUGUACACACCAUUACAGGUCAAAGAUCUACAAAAGUAUAUUCCAUCCAUUACAGCCAAGGACUGCCUUUCUGGGCCUUCGGGGGUCAGGGCUCAAGCAUUAGACGAUGAAGGCAAUUUGCUGGAAGACUUCUAUUUCGACAUGAAGAAAGACCAGGGUGCUAGUUCCACGGCAGACAGGAUUCUUCACUGUAGGAACGCACCAAGUCCUGGUGCGACGAGCUCGUUAGCUAUAGGAAAAAUGAUAGCAGACAAAAUCAGAGACGAAUUUAAGUUAAGCUGAAGUGUCAUUUUAUUUGUAUGUACAACUGCACCUAAAUGCAUUUAUAACUCGUGCUAGAUUCAUCGCUUUCUUUCAGGAUUGAAUCACUGGGAUGUUAUUUAUUUUUAGUAAACUUUGCAAUGCCUGUAAUAGCAAAUAUUUUGAAGAGUAGCUACGACACGGCUUCUGCCAGAUAAAACACUAGUUUGCUCAUGUUGAAACACUUUAAUCCUGUACAAAUAUUAUUCCUUAAGCAAAAAUAUUUGCCAACGAAAAUAUAAUUUUUAUCAUAUACGGUGAUAUAAACUGUGUUCGAAUAAAUUUAGGGUGAUUAAAAAAGGGAUUACAAUUUUUUGAUCAUCAUAAUGAAUAAUACAACGAAGUCUUGACAAUAUUUUUGGGUAGCCUGAAAUAAAAUUGCGCAGCAAUAAAACAAACCAUGGGUACCCAUAAACAAAUCUUAGAAAUAUUAAACAUUUUAUAAAUUAACUAAAAUUCCAGUUUAAAUCGAAAUUGUAGUGGAAAACACUACUAUAAGUGCUUUUUAUUUCAUAAAAGAUAUUUAUAUUCCAAGUUAAAUAUGUUAUCAUAAUCAUAGAUUAGACAAUAACUUAAACAUUUUUCAACGCUCUGUGAAGAGUAUUGUUAUUUUUUUUUAUAGAUAUCUAUUUAUUGUUACGCUUGUUAUCUGUUGAAAAAGUUUAUAACAUUUAUUGUCGCAAAUAUAACAUCGUUCAAGA
Anoplophora glabripennis (Asian longhorned beetle) is the source of this 2178-nucleotide messenger RNA. Its product is annotated as L-2-hydroxyglutarate dehydrogenase, mitochondrial. The coding region runs from base 107 to 1459 and encodes 450 amino acids. Gene Ontology annotation, molecular function: (S)-2-hydroxy-acid oxidase activity; (S)-2-hydroxyglutarate dehydrogenase activity. Lineage: Eukaryota; Metazoa; Arthropoda; Insecta; Coleoptera; Cerambycidae. The record is from RefSeq and is a predicted model, not a curated record. The transcript has 6 exons.